AUGACGCAUUUCUUUCUGUAUUGGCCAAUCAGGUGGCUAACCGUGGGCGAGACCACCGUGCUUACCCUGUGGCUCCUCGCCAUGGGAUCCCAGUGCUGGCAAGGGGUGCUGAACCACGGCAACCACUUCCAUGAUAUCUACAUGGUGUGCCCUGACGAUCCGACCCAAUGGUGCAACCAGUUCUCUUUCGAGUCCGGAGGGCCUACACCGAACCAAUACAGGUUGAGAAUGAUUGGCAUCUUCAUGGGGCUGGUGUGCUCCUCCCACUUCGCGAUCAUCCUGGUUCCGGUAUCCCGCGACAGCAAGAUCUGGUCGGCCCUCGGGGUACCGUUCGAGCGGGCCGUGCUCUACCACGCCAUCGCUGGCCACCUCGCCUUCACCUCCCUCUUCUUCCACGCCCUCCUCCUCACGGCGCACUGGGUCCAGUACGAGGGCUGGAGCCACGCCGUCCACGAGUCCAUCCACUUCGACCCCAACACCCACGGAGGCGUGGACAUUCCCAUGGGUUGGAUGGCUGGACUCUGCGCGAUCCCGAUGUGGGCUACCUCGGUGAACUGGGUCCGGCGAAAGUACUACAGCCUGUUCAAGCUCGCACACUGGCUCUUCAUCGGCGUCUUCGUGUUCAGCGUCAUGCACUGGGCUCCCAACGCGCUCUACUUCCUGGGCGGGUUGACGCUGUACAUCAUGCACGUGCUGUCGAGAUUGGAGUCGUGGAAGCGGUGGCGUUACUGGAACCGAUGGUUCAGCUCGGACGCCAGCAAGGCCAGCCCGACCAGCCUCGUCAGCGUGGCGACGAACGACAACUACACGCGGCUGGUGCUCCGCAACCCCAAGACCGGGCGGCGUCGGGGACAGCGGCGACAGGAGGACGAGAACGACGUCUUCACCGUGUACAUCAAGGACCUCGGGAAAUGGACGAAGACCCUGAAGGACACGGCAAGGGGCGCGGAGGCCGCGGGGGACGCUCGCUCGCUACUGGUGGACGUGGACGGCUUCUACACCCAGGUCCAGUCGUUCAGCUCCAUGAAGGUCGCGGGGGGGACGUCGCGCGUCAUGGUGGUUGCCGGGGGGUCGGGAAUGACUUCUCUCAUGGGAUUCAUCCAGGACUGGGCGGUCGCCGCAAGGGAAGGCGCCGACGUUCCGGAGGUAAACCUGGCCUGGUGCUGCCGGUACAUGUCGGAGAUGGAACUGGUCGGCGAGUGUCUCCCCUCCGUGCUCGCCAGCGCCGGCAGCAAGAAGGACACGCACUUCUCGAUGUCCCUCUACUGCAGCAGCAGCAAGGCUGACAGCAACGAAUCUCUCACCGUCACAUGGCCCCUGGACGCGAACGCCUACGCCCACACUAGCACCCAGGAUAACGUCAUCGGCACCGGCCACGUCGCCGCCAGCCUCAACCACAGCGUUCGCGUUGUCGUGGCGGGUCUCGCCGCUUUCGCGGGAUACAUCCUGGGCUACUGGGAGGUGGACCGACGGGACCUGAUGAACGUGUUCCACGAGGGGGCCAUCAUCUUCGUCCUCAUGGUGAUCUGCAUCAUCAGCUCCCUGAUCGUGUACGAUUGGCUCUUCUUCUUAGUCCGUAAGCACCUCCUCGGCAAGCGUGUGGACAGCGCCGAAGCAUCGCAGGCCGGCGGGCGCUCCGCCAGAGUCGGCGAGGAGUCCAAGAUGGACCUCGAGUCCUCCACCGUGGCCGGCGUCGGCAGCGUCACCUACGACGUCAACCCGGGCCGCGUGCCCACGCAGGCCCUCCUGAUCCGGGAGGCCGAGCUCGCCAAAAAGAGCAACACCUCGUCCGUCAGGGUCCUGACCAGCGGACCCAACUCGCUCGUGGACGGGGUGCUCGCCGAGUCCCGCGCGAUCGACUGGAAGCUCUUCGACACCGAGGCGUUCUCGUUCGAGUUCUAAUUUUGUUUUUCCCCGGCCUUUCUCCCUCCCGUGGUUUAUGUAUUCGGAAAGAUUGUCCCGUCUUUCUCACGUCAGAAGACGCCCAGCUCCUCCGGGUGCUGCGGCGACACUCUUCAAGUAACCUACGCCGGCCGCGCAAUCGAGUGUUUUUGUAUUUAUCGGUCUCGCUUUCUAUAAUUUCGUCGGGUCUUGCGUGACAAGAAGACGCGACCGACCCUCUUGGGGAGAAUCGUUGAGGGCGUGAAGACAAUUAUCGGGCAGGGGGCGGGGGCUGUUGCCUUUAUGAAGCGUGACGAACCAAGGUUUCAUUGAUUGGCAGUUGCAGAUGCCGCCACAAGUUUUUUGUCGUUGUAACAAGUCGUAAUUGUUGUAUAUUUCAUAGUCGUUGCACAGGACGACGACAAGACGGAGU
Messenger RNA from Ectocarpus siliculosus, 2314 nucleotides. The record is from the annotation of a GenBank genome assembly. NCBI's taxonomy places the organism in Eukaryota, Phaeophyceae, Ectocarpales, Ectocarpaceae.